GACUAGCUUGUUGAACAAGAACAGGGAAACGAGUAAUGACAUUUAAACUUUCUUUUGACUUUAUAAAUCUAGCUAGCCUCUCGUGACUCGCCAUCACCGCCUUUAUUUAUGGAGUCUCUUCAACUACCCGUCUUCCUAACUCACCCUUACAAAAAUCACUUUUAACGCAAACAUAUCAAAGAAGUUUAUUACAGUCCAAGUAAUCUCCAAGAAUUUUUAAUGGAAUUGAAAUUUUUUACUUACACAAGAUUUGAAAACAGGCAAUUAGACUUAUCAUCAUGCAAUCAACUCACUGACAGCAUGAUUCCCGUCUGUGUAAGGCCUCCUGUCUACCAUCAGGAAUUUCAUCGAGUUUCUUCUAAUUAGUUAAAAAGCAGAGCAGAGCAGAGCCUGGACUCCAUUAAAACAUAUUUAAUGCAUCACCAUUGGCCGUACUGAGUGUAGGUACGAGUGAAUUAAAUAUGGGGAAAAGGUUCGAUAUUGGAAGAGACCCAAUUGACCUCCAUACCAAAUUUGACAACAAAAAUACGGAUUUAUUACUACAAAACCCCAAAUUGAAACAAAAGAUCUUGGAGUACAUUUUACUAUUCCAAUGCUUGACCUUGUUAACACGCCAAUGUAGUUAGUCUAGAUUAAUCACAUAUAUGCCUCAAGCAAAGUCUGAUAGAAACCCAAAUAGUAGGUUUUUUGUUCAUGACCUUAUAAUGUUAGUGUCUAGAAUUUGGUCUGGGUAUACUGUACUAGUGAGAUGACUCCACUCGGUAUUAUUAUUUGCUUUCCCCCAAUUAUGAGUCCUUGGGCAUUCAACCACGUCUUUAUGGAUUGAGUUGGAUUUGUGUUGGUGUGAGGGGAUUUUGUGGGGGGCAACUUUUAUAGGUGGUCUCAUCACAGAUUUCACGAAGCUGUCGCUUUGAUUCUGUGAAAGAAAGUUAAUAAUCAUGGCGCUUUGUAUGGUGUGAUCCGCCUUUUUCAUUUCUUGUUAGCAAGUCAGUUCCAAAACAGUGAAAAAAUUCAACGUAAAGCUGCUUUUCAAAAGAUUGUUUCCUUUUUGUUGUGGAAGUCCAACGGAAAUAUAGGCCAGGUUUAUAGAUAUGAUGGUUUUGAAUAACUUGCCAAUGAAUGCAAUAGAAUCAUAGCGGUGCAUGUUUAAACAUGUUGCAAGGGCUCAAGGUUGAAGUGUGGUGCACCAGCAGAUCAGAGCGAAGGAUGCAUAGGUUAGGAUGCUGUCGAAGAGACAAGGGACUCAGUUUGGAUCUUGAAGAGGAUGGAGGAAAAAUGAUGAACAUGGGGAUGGUAGAUGGGGUGUUUAAGAGCUGGAGUAUGGACAGCGGGGGCUUCUGUACAGAUUCCUUAUCCCUGGAGGAAGAUGAUUCCAGUUGUUCUUCUAGUAAAGAUGGUUUUGGUUCAUUUUCCACCGCUAGAUGGUCAGUCAGAAGGUUGCCAGAAGAUCAAUGCCAUGAAGAAUUGUUAGAGGUCCCUAGUCCUGAAGAGUAUAAAUGCGUUCUAGAUGAAAAGACUACGCAUCACAUGGAAUGGGAUGAUGUAAAUAUGAUGAAGGAAAGGUUUGCAAAGCUACUUCUUGGAGAGGACAUGUCUGGUGGAAGUAAAGGAGUUAGCACAGCCUUGGCAUUGUCCAAUGCCAUAACCAAUCUUUCAGCUUCUGUGUUUGGGGAACUAUGGAGGCUUGAGCCAUUAGCAGAGGAGCGGAAGGCCAAGUGGUGCAGAGAAAUGGAUUGGCUUCUUUCUCCUGCUAAUUUCAUGGUGGAGCUUGUUCCUGCAAGACAAAGUUAUUCAAAUGGAAGGAGCAUAGAGAUUAUGACACCCAGGCCUCGAUCUGACAUUCAUAUCAAUCUUCCAGCACUGAGGAAGUUAGAUGCCAUGUUGAUUGAAUCUUUGGACAGCCUUGGCCAGACAGAAUUUUGGUAUGCAGAAGGAGGUAAUGAAGGAAUGAAUGACUUACACAGUGUGAGCAUGACACAUGGGAAGAAGUGGUGGUUACCAGUUCCAAAGGUGCCUUUGAACGGGCUUUCAGACGAAGCAAGAAAAAAGUUGCUUUAUCAAAGAGAUUGUAUAAACCAGAUAUUCAAAGCUGCAAAAUCUAUUAAUGAGCAGAUUUUAUCAGAAAUGGAGGUUCCAGAGGUCUUCUGGGAUACACUUCCCAAGACUGGUAAAUCAAGCCUUGGAGAUGCUCUCUAUAGAACCAUCACAACAGAAUACUUAUCUACUGAGAGUGUGCUCUCUUCGCUGGAUUUAUCAACUGAGCACAAUGCUCUAGAAAUGGCAAACAGAUUGGAGUCAGCCAUAUACGCAUGGAAAAGGAGGAUACAAGGUAGGCAGAGCAUUUCAUUUGAGGAAGGCAAAACUGGUGUUAGAUCUCCAUGGUCACUGGUGAAGGAAUCCGAAGCUGAACUUGUGAAGAAGGAACUUUACAUGGAAAGGGCAGAGAAUAUUCUACUCCACCUAAAGAACAAAUUCCCAAGCAUACCACAAACUUUCUUGGACAUAACCAAAAUUCAAUACAACAGGGAUGUUGGACAUUCAAUCUUGGAGAGCUACUCCAGAGUAUUAGAGAGCUUAGCAUUCAAUAUCCUUUCAAGAAUUGGGGAUGUUAUUAGAGAGGACGAUUUGGUCAAAUCCUCACAGAGCAGCCCUCCAGCUCUGAGUUGCAUAGAUGAUGAAAGCAUGAUUUCUUCGAAGUCAAGGAACCUAGAUGAGCGCUGCCCUUUCCCGUCAGAAAGCCCUUCUCCUACAAGUCCCAUAAGGACACCUCAAUCCAGGCAACAUCAUCAAGCGGAUGCAACGCAAAUAGGCGAGGCCCUCAUAAAUUUCAUUAACAGGGAGUCCUGCUUCUCAGAAUCAGACUACAAGGAUGCCAGAGAGGAAAUAGCUAGUGUUUCAGGGAAAAACAGUGCCUCCCCUAUUUCUCCCCGUUUAGCCAACAUAUGGUGUUAUGGAAGAGAAGUUUGUUCUAGUGUCUCUUGCCCAAAUUCUCCAUGACAACUACUUACAUGAGUGUUUCUUCUCAAUGUAAAUGCAGUGACAUAACUGAUAGUUUGCUCAUAUAAUUUGCCUGCUCAAGGCCAGGUACAAUGUAGAAUAAGCACUAUGUUCAGAGCAAAGUUUUAUUUGUAACCUCUCUUUCAAAUGUGCAGCCCAUAUCUCCACUUACAUAAUGUCAUUAUGCACAUUAGCCCAGAAAUUCCAUAAUUGCCCAUAUCUCCACUUACAUAAUGUCUCAUUAUGCACAUUAGCUCAGAAGGCUAAACUAGAAAUUCCAUAUUCUGUACUACAACUUGCCACAUGUAUACAAAUAUUAACGGGAUUGUAAAACAUUAAAAAAAAAAAAGGUUUUAUAUUACCAUUUAUUCUC
This is a messenger RNA of Cryptomeria japonica (Japanese cedar), 3370 nucleotides long. Its product is annotated as rop guanine nucleotide exchange factor 14. Gene Ontology annotation, molecular function: guanyl-nucleotide exchange factor activity. The coding region runs from base 1153 to 2997 and encodes 614 amino acids. NCBI's taxonomy places the organism in Eukaryota, Viridiplantae, Streptophyta, Pinopsida, Cupressales, Cupressaceae. The transcript is spliced from 8 exons. The record is from RefSeq and is a predicted model, not a curated record.